AUGACGACCCGCUCGCCCUCGUCCCCGCUCCGGCUCGCACUCGUCCUCCUCCUCGUCGCACUUGCCGCCGCAGCCACCGCCGUCGAUGCAUCGCCAGACCGUCUGCAGCGACGCCAGAGCCUCACUUCCACCGCCGGCAUCCCCGCCACUCCCAACGUCGGCACGGGCGCCCCCGUCGCCACGAUCCCAGACGGCCUCGGCGGCCUCUCGACGGGCACCUCGGUCCAGUUCACGCCCGGCGCCUCGUCGCCCGCCCCUCCCGUCCCCUUUAUCGCCCCGACCGAUGCGGCCGGAUCGGCCAGCCUCGCCUCGAUCCUCACCCAUUACUCGCAGGGCAUGACGGCUCCCACGCCCACCACUGGCCCACCCACCGGCAUCUCGACGGGCCUCGAGGGCGGCUUCACGGGCACCGCCACUUCGAGCGUCCUCGACGGCCGCGUCACGACCAUCGACAACGCCGCCACCACCUACACCGGCCCGCGCCCGAGCUCCUCGGCUUCGGGCGCAGCCGCCAACAACGCAGCCGCCGGAGCCACGGCCGUCCCGCUCUUUGGCGCCGCGUGGGUCCUUUCCGGCCUGCUCGUCGUUGCCGCAGGCCUCGGCGGCGGCGCCAUCCUCUUCUGA
This is a messenger RNA of Pseudozyma flocculosa PF-1, 624 nucleotides long. RefSeq lists its product as uncharacterized. The coding region runs from base 1 to 624 and encodes 207 amino acids. Lineage: Eukaryota; Fungi; Basidiomycota; Ustilaginomycetes; Ustilaginales; Ustilaginaceae. The record is from RefSeq and is a predicted model, not a curated record. The transcript has 2 exons.